Lathyrus oleraceus (garden pea) is the source of this 1506-nucleotide messenger RNA. RefSeq names its product protein BASIC PENTACYSTEINE4. NCBI's taxonomy places the organism in Eukaryota, Viridiplantae, Streptophyta, Magnoliopsida, Fabales, Fabaceae. Gene Ontology annotation, biological process: response to ethylene. Bases 273 to 1217 code for a protein of 314 amino acids. The record is from RefSeq and is a predicted model, not a curated record. The transcript has 3 exons. Gene Ontology annotation, cellular component: nucleus. Gene Ontology annotation, molecular function: DNA-binding transcription factor activity; sequence-specific DNA binding.
GCUCUGAGGAAAGAAGGUGACUGAAACGCUCGCUCGCAUAGAGGUGAACGACGCUGUCCUUGCUCUCUCUCUCUCUCUCUCUCAUCAAAUUCAAUUCUCUCUCUCUCUCUCUCUCUCUCACACACACACACAUCAAAUUCAAUUCUCUCUCGUAGGUCUUCGUCUUCGAUUCCAUUAUAGUAGCUGAUUUGUCUUUCAGCCAGAGAUUAUUUAAACUUCAAGACUUCUUAAAACCGACUAUUGCAUCUGUUCCAAAAUCCUCUGGACGCAAGAUGGACGAUGACCGGCAAUAUGAAAACGGUAGACAUAAGGUGGAAUACUAUAGAGGAGCACAUUCCCCUUGGAACGUGGAUCCCCAACAUCAAAUAAAGGAACAAAAUGCCCUAGUUAUGAAUAAAAAAAUCAGGUCCAUUAUGGCUGAGAGACAGGCUACCAUUCUGGAAAUUGAACUAGAGGCUGCUAUAUCUGAAAAGAAUGAAGCCUUGGCUGCUCGAGACGUUGCCCUUAGGCAGAGGGAUGAAGCGCUCGCCCAGAGGGAUAAUGCCCUGUUGGAACGGGAUAAUGCCCUUGCAGCCCUACAAUGUCGGAAUAGUUCUGCCAACUUUUCAUUCAACGGUGGAAAUCAUCGCGGAUCAAAGCGGAUGCACCGGUCUUCAAACCAUCAUCUAUCCAACAUGACAGAAGCAGCAUAUAACUCCACAGAUAUAAUCAUAAGAGAUGCCUCUCCAGUAACUGUUAUAACAUCAGAAGCCAUCGAGUCUCAUCUAACUAAGACAACAAAGGAUAAUUCCAAGGCAUCAAAAGCACCUACAAAAGUAAAGAAAAUGGGUGAGGAUUUAAAUAGGAAGGCUUAUUCUGAAGGUACAAAGAUCAAAUCUGAAUGGGACAGACAGGAUGUUGGCUUGAAUUUGAUUACUUUCGAUGAAACUGUCAUGCCUGUCCCAGUUUGCACGUGUACCGGAGCACCACGACAGUGCUACAAAUGGGGGAAUGGUGGAUGGCAAUCCUCUUGUUGUACUACUACACUGUCAAUGUAUCCACUACCACAGCUUCCAAACAAGCGCCAUGCUCGCAUCGGAGGGCGGAAAAUGAGCGGCAGUGUUUUUACAAGACUUCUCAGUAGGUUUGCAUCAGAAGGCCAUGAUUUAUCUAUACCAUUGGAUCUUAAGGAUUACUGGGCCAGACAUGGAACAAAUCGCUACAUUACCAUCAAGUAGCUUCUUAGAUUCAUUUGUUUCAAAUUAUGUAUUCCGAUUUAGACCGGCAAUCACCAGCUGUAAUUGAAACCAUGCCUUGGUAAGCAUGAUAUGCUAGAAUUUAGUUCAUGCAGGUGAGUUUUCAUUACAAGGAUAUUCUCCUUGCUUAGUUCUGGCUAGAGUCCACUUUUAUCCUUUUCAUGUGAUGGCUGUAAAGUAUGUGUAUGUAUGCACAUGUGACUUCAUGGUGGCACUCAUUUGGUUCCUGUAUUUUUGUUCCUUUUUGUGUACAUUACAAAUCCUUUGCUCA